ACCAUGAACACCUAUCUCUUUGUGUAUGACUUAAUGCAAUUCUGUGGACAUUCCUGGAUAUUUACAAAUAUGAUCAUCAGGUUCAUGUCCUUUGGAAAAGAUUCGGUGGCUGAUACAUUUUACUCCAUAGGACUUGUAAUGCGCCUUUGCCAGUUGUUAUCUGUACUGGAGAUCCUACACAUCCUCAUUGGCAGUGAUAAAAGCCGUCUCUUUCCCAGGUUUUUGCAGAUCACUGAGAGAAUAAUUGUUUUAUUUGUCGUCAUCAACAGUCAGGAAGAAGUUCAAGGGAAAUACGUCGUGUGUGUUUUAUUUUUCCUUUGGAAUUUAUUAGAUGUGGUCAGGUACACUUACAACAUGUUAGCAAGGAUGGGAAUAUAUUACCCACCACUGACAUGGCUCCAUGUCUCACUGUGCAUCCCACUCUAUCCCCUUUCAGUUCUGGCUCAAGCAUUUGCAAUUUGUGUAUCACUGCCUUAUUUUGAAUACUUUGGCACGUACUCCAUCAAGCUACCACUUCCAUUUGCCUUCUCAAUCUACUUCCCCUAUGUUCUGAAAAUGUACCUGCUGGUGCUUUUUAUAGGUAUGUGCUUUAACAUCCAGAACCUCUUCUCCGAAAGGAAGGCACACCUAGGGACAGGCAACAUCGAAAAGAAAAGAAGCUAAGUUGAUACGUUGUUUGGAAAUAAGAAAUAUACUCCCAGUGGUCUGCUGCAUAUCAUAGAUUAAAAAAAAUUAGACAAACAUUUUCAAUGCAAAACUCCUGUUUGCAUGUACAUUAUCUGGUUGUGCAGAAUUUUCAGAAAAGGCAGGUCUCCUAAAUGCACCUCAAAAAUGGAGCAGCUCAAAGUAACUAGUGACUUUUGAAAGCUGUGACUUCAAAUGGCAGUAGUUUUAAAAAUGAAUAUAUUUCUUCUAACAUAUA
Messenger RNA from Mesitornis unicolor (brown roatelo), 922 nucleotides. It is a transcript of the gene HACD4, whose product is annotated as protein tyrosine phosphatase-like A domain containing 2. Lineage: Eukaryota; Metazoa; Chordata; Aves; Mesitornithiformes; Mesitornithidae. The transcript is spliced from 6 exons. The coding region runs from base 4 to 663 and encodes 219 amino acids. Gene Ontology annotation, molecular function: 3-hydroxyacyl-CoA dehydratase activity. Gene Ontology annotation, biological process: sphingolipid biosynthetic process; very long-chain fatty acid biosynthetic process; fatty acid elongation. Gene Ontology annotation, cellular component: endoplasmic reticulum membrane. The record is from RefSeq and is a predicted model, not a curated record.